This is a messenger RNA of Acyrthosiphon pisum (pea aphid), 1240 nucleotides long. RefSeq lists its product as uncharacterized. NCBI's taxonomy places the organism in Eukaryota, Metazoa, Arthropoda, Insecta, Hemiptera, Aphididae. The record is from RefSeq and is a predicted model, not a curated record. Gene Ontology annotation, cellular component: nucleus. The transcript is spliced from 4 exons. Gene Ontology annotation, molecular function: NAD+ poly-ADP-ribosyltransferase activity. The coding region runs from base 211 to 999 and encodes 262 amino acids.
UAAAAACGAGGAAUCAUAGUACAAUAUCUAACCAAUUAUCUAUUGUAAAGCUAGCAUUUUCGACUACUUGUAUUCAACGAGUCCGGCAUCGACAUCGCCGUGCGUGACAUAUUUUUUUAGAAGCACUCAACCAGUAACCUCACCACUCAAACAGCAGACGUUUCAAUAUUAUAAUAUUCUGUUCAUCCGCUGUGAUUUUACACAACGACGAUGAGUGGAAGCAGCGGAAGUAGGGCAGACAAGUCGGAACUUACCAAGCACGCUGCGGGCCAUAUUUUGCAACGUGCCUCGCCGUUCGUAGUCCACCAAAUGUAUGACUCCAACCGUCAGCUGCUUAACAAUGUGAACAGCAAAGGCUACAAGAAAAUUGAACAACUCGUAAAAAAUACAUUUCCCACCUGCGACAUCAAACAGAUACGUCAAGUCCACGCCCCGCAGAUGUACGGCAUGUAUUUGCUGAGCAAGGAAGAAUUUAGGGCGCAAGGUGUCCAGGAGAAGUUGUUGUACCACGUGACCUCUGAGUCCAGCGCCCUGGAAUCACUGGAGAGCGGACUCGACUGGAGGCGCACUGAGCGCGCUAAGUUCGGGUGUGGAGUGUCGUUCAGUAGCGACGCCGACUACGCUAACUAUUAUGCAAAUAGUCACCUCGGUGAAGACUCACGAGUGCUUAUGAUAUGCUGCGUGCUGGUUGGUGUAACGUACGUGCCGAAGGAGAUGUUCGCAAGGUCCUUGAUCGUACCACCCGACCGUGCGGACACGACGGUUAGCAUAUGCCACAAAGUAUAUGUAAAGUACAACGAUUAUGAAUUUUAUCCACUGUACUUUGUAUACUACCGGCUGAGACGUGAACAUCUGUUCAGUAGCAAAUAUUUCAGUAGAAAUAACCGCCGGACACAAUUGCAAAUAUCGUAUUUGCCUGUCGAAGAUCAGAAGGAAAAGGAGGAAUCCGCCCAGGACGCGGGUUUGUCCAUCGACGGUCUUGACAAUGAGUCUCUCUGAGUUCUAAUCUUUACAGUAUAGAAAAUUAUGAUUAUUAUAUUAUAAACGAAAUGUUAUAAAUAAUGUUUUUCAAAUUUACGCAACUGGACAUCAAGUAUUAUCUAUAUAUAAUUAUAUGGAUUUUACAUACUAUUCGAUAUCCAUAAUCGCAUGUUUUUUCUAUGUCUAAAAGCUAUAUUCAUUAAUAUAUCGCAAUUGUAUCAUGCCCGACUGCUUCACGCAUUUCUGGGUGAACGAUUAA